This is a messenger RNA of Anopheles marshallii, 4026 nucleotides long. RefSeq names its product protein madd-4 (gene nolo). The coding region runs from base 100 to 4026 and encodes 1308 amino acids. The transcript has 19 exons. Gene Ontology annotation, biological process: extracellular matrix organization. Gene Ontology annotation, molecular function: metalloendopeptidase activity. The record is from RefSeq and is a predicted model, not a curated record. Lineage: Eukaryota; Metazoa; Arthropoda; Insecta; Diptera; Culicidae. Gene Ontology annotation, cellular component: extracellular matrix.
UCUUCGCUUGGGAUUAAAGCAAACACCGCGCAGGCUAACAAGGCCUCUAUAAUGAUUGUAUAAGAAAUAAAAAAUGGUAGCCGAUCUAAGUUGAUAAAAAUGGAUUUCAAGGAAAUAAUAUUGCUGCUAUGUCUGAUCCUAACGUUGGCCAAGGCAACACACAAAGAUAACCGAGGUGGUUCAAAUGAAACCCUAAGCACUUGGUCACCGUCGGGCGUGGAUCUGGAGGAUGAAGACGACGAGGAGGUACAGAAACGAGCUAAAGCUCAAGGUUGGUCAUCGUGGACGGAAUGGUCAACCUGUUCGCGUUCGUGUGACGGUGGCGUUGCGUACCAGCUGCGCCGGUGUCACGCACCCCACGGCUGCAAGGGCGAUGCGGUGCGGUACAAAAUCUGCAACAUGCAGCCCUGCCCGGAGCAGCAGGAUUUCCGCGCCCACCAGUGCUCGGCGUACGACGACGUGCCGUACGAUGGUGCCCUGCUGAAGUGGACCCCGCACUACGACUACUCCGAACCGUGUGCCCUCACCUGCCGGGGCCGACCACAGCACCUGCUGGAGGAUAUGCCCGAUUCGGCCGGUGCCAGCGAGUCCUUUCCCAUCAGUGACGACGAACCGAGCGUCAUCGUGCAGCUCUCCAAUCGAGUGCAGGACGGUACCAGAUGUCGCCCGGGCAGUCUCGACAUGUGCAUCCAGGGAAAGUGUCAGCGCGUCGGAUGCGACCUCAAGAUUGGUUCUACGAAGAAGAUCGAUGUGUGCGGUGUCUGCGGAGGCGAUGGGACGUCCUGUACGCAACCGCUCUACCAGUGGGAGAUAGCCCCGAUGUCGCUGUGUUCCGUAACCUGCGGCGGUGGUUACAAAAUGGCCAUGCCAACCUGCCGGAAUCGAGUGACCGGAGUGGACGUGGAAGAGUCACUCUGCAAUGCUUCCUCCCGGCCGGAACCGACAGUCGUACAAUGCAACACCCAUCUCUGUCCCCCGAAAUGGGUGACAGAUGACUGGCGACCGUGUUCGAAACACUGCGGCGGUGGCAUCCGGGAGCGGGUGGUCGUUUGUGCGGAGGAAAGCAAUGGCGCCAAGAACAAAGUGCCGGACGAGGCGUGCCGAGGAGUGAGACCGAAAAAUCAGGAACCCUGCAACGUGCAAGAGUGCCCGAAGUGGGUCGUUGGCGAAUGGAGUGGGUGUUCCGUGUCGUGUGGCAGCGGUAUUCAGGUGCGCAGUGUAGAAUGCAUGGACACAAACGGCCAUUACAGUGCGCAGUGCGAUCCGGGAGCGAAACCACUGACCGGACAGCCAUGCACCACAGGAAUCAUCUGUAACGCGGGUUCGGUUUCAUCUGGGCUGAGCAAUGGCGGUGGUUCCAUUACGGGCACCACGGUUUCCGGCAAUUCCAAUGCCGGCAUCAUCGCGGUACCACCUUCGUCCGCGUCCGACUUCGAAGGGCCCCCGGUGGGUGGGGACGGUGAAACGGAUCGGGCUAGCAUUGCCGCCAUGAUGAAGGAAAAGGCAUCGAUGCAUCACGAGCGUGAUCCAACGCUGAUGACGUACAACGAUCAGCCGUACUAUGCGCAACCGUUGCGGCAGGACCGGCUACCCAAGGCGGAGAAAAUUGUUUCCCAGCGGGUGCCAAGCGAAGCCACCUUCAUUCAGGACACCGAAUGGUCACCGUGCAGCGUGACGUGCGGCGAAGGGAUCCGCCGGAAGCCGUUCCGGUGCAAGAUUUUCCUCGAAUUUUCCAAGCGCGUCGCGGUGCUAAACGAUUCGCUCUGUCACGCCUACAAACCGCUGGACGAGGUGGAACGUUGCGUCAUGGAACCGUGCUCGUACUCGCACAAUUUCGAGGACACCUAUCUCAAGGAUGGUAAUCGGCAGAGCUUGGAAAACAUCAAGGUACACGUGUCCGUACCGGGCAAGACGUACUCGUGGCGGGAGGAAGGCUACACCAGCUGCAGCGCGUCCUGUUUGGGCGGUGUCGAGGAGCUAAUAAUCAACUGCGUGCGGGACGACACGAGCAAGAUCGUGUCACCGUUCCUAUGUUCGCCCGAAACGAAACCCGAGGCACGGAUCCGCACGUGUAACGACAUCCCGUGUCCGCCGCGGUGGAAUUAUUCCGAGUUUACGCCCUGCUCCAAGUCGUGCGGGUUUGGCAUACAAACGCGUGAGGUAACGUGCAUCCACGAGGUGACGCGUGGCGGCGAAAACACGAUGAUCGUCCCGAACAGCAUGUGCACCACGAAACCGCAACCGGACCGCCAGUACUGCAACAUUAUUGACUGUCCCGUCCGGUGGGAAGUGUCCGAGUGGAGCAAGUGUUCCAAAUCAUGCGGUGGAGGGUUCAAAGAGCGACGUGUCGAAUGCAAACAGAUCAUGGCCCAGGAGCACAAAGUCGAACGACCGGCCUCGAUGUGUCCGAGCAGUAAGCCACCGGAUAAGAAACCUUGCAACACGAAAGCGUGCGCCCCGGAGGACCAGCGUCCACCGAUCGCCGGUACCAAUUCGACCUUCAUCCAGCACGAUCCGAAGAAGAACAAAAUCACGCUGAAGAUCGGUGGCGCAGCGACCGUCUUCUACGGCACGCAGGUUAAAAUUAAGUGCCCGGUAAAGCGCUUCAAUCGAACGAAAAUCCGCUGGACGAAGGAUCAGCAACCGCUGCUGAAAACGAAAAAGAUCAAAAUGUCCAAGAAGGGUGCACUGCGCAUACUGGACGUGACGUUCCGGGAGGCUGGCAUCUACACGUGCCACGCUGGUUUGAGCCAUGCGGAUCUGAAGCUAGCCGUGAAGGCAAAACCGGGUGGAGAAAAUCAACCGAACGAGGAGCAUGAUCGACAUCGGGGUGCGGAUCCGAAUGCACUGUUAGCGAACUCGUACGCAAUGGCGAAUGGAAAUGAGGAUGAAAAGAGUGGGAGAAAGAAUCGUGAUCGAAAUCGGGGGAGAAAUCGACAACGGCAGCAACAGGACACACUUCUAACCGAGCAUGGUGAAGGAACGGAGGAUGAGGAACCGCUGCGGUCACACUCACAAAUGACCGUGUCCGGCAGUACGGUGCCGUCGGAUGCGUCGGCCGCGGCCAGUUCCGGCACCCGUACAUUACCAUUGCCCCAUUUCCAGCACCUACUGGCCGGUCUACAGCUUCUUUGGCCAUUUCAGACUUUCAGCAACAGUAAGAACGCGGGACAGUAUCAGUAUCUUUCCGAGCACGGGUACGAUCCUUUUGAUGGUUCGAUCGGGCGUGAUGGUCCGGAGGACGAAGAACCGCCCCGUCCAUUGAACGUUUAUCAGCUGCUAAAGUCGCGCCACACCAGCGAAUCGGUGGACGAACCGAUGAUACACGAUGGCCAAGCGACGGAGGGCUACGAGUUCGAAUGGAUGACGACACCCUGGUCCGAAUGCUCCCAAACAUGUGGUGCCAAUGGGGGUGGAUAUAAGCUUCGUUCCGCGCACUGUAUGCUGCGGAUGAGCAAUGCGAGCCGUACGGUGGACAACAGCUUCUGCGAAGAUGCAGGGCUGCACGUGCCGGAAACGGUGGACAAGUGUGGCAACAUCGACUGUCCACGGUGGGUGACGACGGAUUGGAGCGCUUGUCAGCAGUCCAAGUGCUUCUCGUGGCAUACGGCACUACAGCGGCGCGACGUGUUCUGCCAGUUUGACGGGGAGCGCAGCGAUGAGAAGGUGUGCGAGGAUCAGGAAAAACCUGUCACCAAGCAGGAAUGUUACAACGAGCUGUGUAAGGGUGUUUGGCGCGUCGAACAAUGGUCGGACUGUAAUGCAGCUUGCGAAGGACAAGGCAUCAAAUACAGGAUACUGCAGUGCGUCUGGUACGGGACGAAAAAACCGGCGGGCAAUGCGUGCCGUGAACUGCCACGGCCAGCCGUCAUGAAAGUUUGUAAAGGACCACCGUGUAUUUCGAAUCUUUCGGAGUGCAAGGACUUGUCCAGGUACUGUAGAAACGUGAAAAGCAUGGGCCUUUGCAGACUGCACCGUUACCAGCAACAGUGUUGCAAGACUUGUAGGUUUAAUAUUUACCACUAA